AUGUCGGCCGCCGGAGAUGGCAUAGUUCGCGAAGUAUUACAAAUGGGCCCGCCCUACACCGUAAGGGGUAGUCUGUGUGAUGUCGUCAGGUGUGACCUGUUAAGUCGGAGGCCACACGCUCCGCCGGCCACGCUCCGAGGCCAAGUUCACUGGCAUUUGAGAGCGAUCAUUAAAAAAUAUCGUGACGCGCUCGCAGCUCACGCCAUCCUAUACAGGUUGUUUGAUAUCGACGAUGGAUUCAAAAAGAAAUACACAUCCGAGAGCUGCACACGGCGAGGCUUAAUGGACUCUGCCGAGACUUGCGAGGAAAUGACUCGGCGACUUUUACGAUUCUUUCUAACUUGA
Messenger RNA from Danaus chrysippus (African queen), 345 nucleotides. The record is from the annotation of a GenBank genome assembly. NCBI's taxonomy places the organism in Eukaryota, Metazoa, Arthropoda, Insecta, Lepidoptera, Nymphalidae.